Daktulosphaira vitifoliae (grape phylloxera) is the source of this 2744-nucleotide messenger RNA. RefSeq names its product nuclear cap-binding protein subunit 1 (gene Cbp80). Gene Ontology annotation, biological process: nuclear-transcribed mRNA catabolic process, nonsense-mediated decay; mRNA export from nucleus. Lineage: Eukaryota; Metazoa; Arthropoda; Insecta; Hemiptera; Phylloxeridae. The record is from RefSeq and is a predicted model, not a curated record. Gene Ontology annotation, molecular function: RNA cap binding; mRNA binding; protein binding. The coding region runs from base 156 to 2618 and encodes 820 amino acids. The transcript is spliced from 15 exons. Gene Ontology annotation, cellular component: nuclear cap binding complex; nucleus.
UUAUCGUUUACAGUGAUGGCUUCUAAUAUUUUGUUUCAAUUAAGUUUGUUCAAUCGUUAGUAUUUAAAUAUUGAGGUAUUUUAAGUUUAAGUAUUGAUCAAUUUAGAAUUUAACUUCUUAAUUUAAUCACCUUUAAUUCAAAUUAUUUGUACAUUAUGAGUCGCCGUCGCUUUCACGAUAGCUAUGAGGAUUUAUACGGUGGAGAUCGAGCUCAUAAGAAACGUCGACGCGGAAAUUCAGAAAAUAAUGAUCUUGAAGAUAGACUAGAGAGUCUUAUUUUAAAAGUUGGAGAAAAGACAUCAAGUACAUUAGAAAGUAACUUGGAAGGAUUAGUUAGUGUAUUGGAUGGUAAUUUGCAAAAUUUCAAAAAGAAAGUUUUGAAGUUAUUAGUUGAUUGUGCUAUUAAUAUGCCUGAAAAAUGCACAAUUUAUUCAACAUUAGUUGGUUUAUUAAAUGCUAAAAACUAUAAUUUUGGUGGAGAGUUUGUAGAAAACAUUGUGCGCACUUUCAAAGAUUCACUUAAAAAUAAUUCGUGGAAUGAAGCUAGAGUCAUUUUGCGUUUUAUUGGUGAUUUGGUAAACUGUCAUGUUGUAUCUGCUAAUUCGUUUGUGCAACUUAUGGCUAGCUUAUUAGAUGUAACUAAAGAAGAUGGUGUUCCUAAUGUACGAAAAGAUUGGUAUUGUUAUGCUGUAAUGUCAUGUUUACCUUGGGUUGGUAGAGAAUUAUAUGAAAAGAGAGAAUCUCCCUUAGAAAUGUUAUUAACAACAAUUGAAGUGUAUUUAAAUAAACGACCAAAAAAACAUAUAAAUAUGUUGCGAAUUUGGUUAACAGAUAUUCCACAUCCACAAGAAGAAUACUUGGAAUGUCUUUGGAAUCAAAUAAAAAAAUUAAAACACGAUAGUUGGACAGAAACAAUAAUACCAAGGCCUUACUUAACUUUUGAUAAUGUUUUAUGUGAAGCUCUUCAGCAUAAUUUACCAGUGAUUACUCCACCUCCUCAUCAUAAUGCUUGUGUUUAUCCUAUGCCUUGGGUUGUGUGUAGAUUGUUUGAUUAUACUGAUGUGACUGAAGGUCAUAUAAUGCCUGGUGCACAUUCUAUUGAAAGAUUCCUUGUAGAAGAACAUUUACAACAAAUAAUUGAUAUGUCAAGCAAAAAUAGAAAAGAAUGUGCAACGAACUUGAUGAAUUUUGUUCAUAAAAAUAAAGUGCCACUGGAAUAUUGUAUAGUAGAAGUGAUCUUCAGCUUAAUGUUUCACCAACCAAAGCCUAAAUAUUUAGAAGUUAUGUUUGGAUCAGUUUUCAUUGAAUUAUCUAAACUUUCAACUAACACUAUGCCUCUUGUAUUAGCUCAAACAACUGAAAUAUUGUAUUCUCGUAUUGAAUCUAUGCAUGUUUGUGCAUUUGAUAGGUUUGUUUCGUGGUUUGCAUAUCAUUUAAGUAAUUUCAAAUUCAGUUGGUCUUGGCAAGAAUGGGCCGAUUGUUUAACUUUAGAUCCUGAACAUCCUAAACCUAAAUUUGUUCGUGAAGUUCUCCAAAAAGCUAUGCGUUUAUCUUUCUAUGAGCGAAUGCGGGAUAUAGUUCCUGUUGAUUUUGAACCACUAUUACCAGAAAAGCCUGACACCAAAUAUAAAUUUGCCAUUGAGAAGUCAAAGCUUCCUGGUCAAUUUUUGGCAAAUACUCUGCUGACAAAAAUACGAAAUAAAGCUACUCCUGAAGAAGUACUUGAGAUAUUAAAAGAACCACUAUUGUUAGACAAUGGAGAAAUAAUGGAGCCAGUAGACACUGGUCUUACUAACCCUAUAAAAAUUGAUGCUUAUGUACAAACUUUGUUAUAUAUUGCUAGCAAAUCAUUUUCACAUGCUUUUGCUGCUAUAACAAAAUUUAUUAGUGUUUUUAAGGCGUUAGGUGAAACUGAUGAUGGACAACUUCAAAUUUUACGAAGUACUUUUGAUUUAUGGAGUGCCAAUCAGCAAAUGUUGACUGUACUUAUUGAUAAGAUGUUAAAAACACAAAUUAUUGAGUGUUCAUCUGUUGCAAAUUGGAUUUUUUCAAGGGAAAUGGUUCCAGAAUUCACUAAACUAUACAUAUGGGAAAUAUUAUCAUUAACUAUAAAUAAGAUGUCAAGACAUGUUGAUCGAUUAACAAGAGAGUUAAAUGAAGCUAGAGAAAAGUUAAGGACUACUGCAGCUACCUCUAAUAGUUCAGAUGAUAGUGAUACUGAAACUGAAAAAACUGAUUCUAAACCUUCUCGUCAGUCAACUACUACAUUUGGAGGGCAAGUACCAAUGGAAGUAGAUGAAAAUGUUACUGAAGAAAUGGUUGAAAGAAUGGAAGAAAAACUAGAGAUGGCACAAGCAGAUCAAAAAAAUUUGUUUUUAAUUGUUUUUCAGAGAUUUAUUAUGAUACUGUCAGAACAUUUAGUAAAAUGUGAUACUGAUGAUAGACCAUUUGAUACAUAUUGGUAUAAGUAUACAAUUGGGCGACUUCAACAGGUGUUUUUAGCUCAUCAUGAACAAGUACAAAAAUAUAGUAGUACACUUGAAGGUCUUCUUUUCACUCAAGACUUAGACAUUCAUAUUCUUGAAGUAUUCCAUCAAUUUUUAGCUCUCCGUUCAUAAUUUUUUUAUUUAACAUCAUUGACUUAUUUAAAUUUUACUUUUAAUGUUGUUUCUUUAACUGUACAUUUAUUAUUAUUUUGACAUGUAAACAAUUUAAAAUUACAAUUAAAACUUGAAUAUUUUGUA